UACGUUGCAACUGCCCUUUUCGAGCCAUUGACGUCACGAACAGCACUGGAAUAACUUAACUUCACAAAGCAGGAACUUGGAUAUUAGCAAUCCUCAACUUGCACUUGCACUGCUCUUUUUUUUCAGCUGCCUCGUAAAUAUCAUUUAAGAUGGCUUUGCCUAUGGCCCUUCCCCCCAAGAGUCCCUUGGCUCGCUACCGCCUGCUUUCGCCGACGGCAUCGGUCCGCGUCAGUCCUCUCUGCCUGGGCGCAAUGAACUUCGGCGAUGCGUGGAAGCAGUGGAUGGGAGCUUGCGACAAACCUACGACGGAGGCCAUUCUGGAUUUCUACUACCAGCAGGGUGGUAACUUCAUCGACACUGCAAACAACUACCAGGCCGAGGAGUCCGAGGAGUGGAUUGGAGAUUGGAUGAAGCAGCGUGGUAUUCGUGAUCAGAUGGUCAUCGCAACCAAGUACACUACAAACUUCCGUGCUGGGAGAGGAGAGACUGAGAUCAUGGCCAAUUCGACUGGCAACGGAUCAAAGAGUCUCCGCACUUCGGUCGAGGCCAGCUUGCGCAAGUUGAAGACCGAUUAUAUUGACCUGCUCUACAUCCACUGGUGGGACUUCAGCACCUCGAUCCCGGAGCUGAUGCAAGCCCUAAAUGCCCUCGUGGUGUCGGGAAAGGUCCUUUACCUCGGCAUCAGCGACUCUCCCGCCUACAUCGUGUCCAAAGCAAACCAGUACGCCCGCGACCACGGCUUCUGCCAGUUCAGCGUCUACCAGGGCAAGUGGUCAGCCGCGAACCGCGACCUCGAGCGCGAGAUCCUCCCCAUGUGUCGGGAAGAGGGCAUGGGCCUUGCGCCCUGGAGCGCGCUCGGUGGCGGCAAAUUUAAGACGGAGGCGCAGCGCAAGGCGCAGGAAGGCCGAAAGGUCGAGGCCUCAGAGACGGACAUUAAAGUCAGCCAGGCUCUCGAGACUGUUGCCAACCGCAAGGGGACUAUUAUUACUUCGGUCGCACAGGCAUACGUCAUGCACAAGGCGCCUUACGUGUUUCCCAUUAUUGGCGGACGGAACAUCGAUCACCUUAAGGCUAAUAUCGAGGCGCUGACGUUGUCGCUGUCGCAGGAGGAUAUUGAUGAGAUUGAGGGCGCCGUGCCGUUCGAUAUCGGGUUCCCGCUCAACUUCCUCUGGAAAGGAAAGCCUGAGCACCCCGGGGACGUUUGGCUUCUGAACCUGGGUGGUCACUACGACUAUGUUGCUCCGAGCAAGCCUAUUACCCCUCGGGGCGGCGAGUAGGUCCGCCGGGGCUUCUCGAGAGGAUGGCAAUGGGUGUGGUACAACACGAAGCGUGGACCUAGUGCCGCGCACAAUUGGAAGAAGCAAACUGGGUACUGAGUUCUGGGGUGACGGGGUGACUGCGGAC
Molecule: messenger RNA, 1404 nt
Organism: Pseudomassariella vexata
Lineage: Eukaryota; Fungi; Ascomycota; Sordariomycetes; Amphisphaeriales; Pseudomassariaceae
Product: aldo/keto reductase
Exons: 5
Coding region: 150-1277 (375 amino acids)
Source: RefSeq, a predicted model, not a curated record